CGGCUCGAGCCGGUAGGGUAUAAAGAGCUGUCAGAACUGUGUGGAAAGAAGGAAACGGUUGAUUUACUGAACAGAAGACACAGAUGUGUUUUAGGCCUACAAGAAAGAGAGGACAGAUACAGUAACCAGGGAAACAUAAUAAGCUAUGAUUCUCCUUGUGGAUCGGACAAGAGGACAUUUUUAUAUCAGGCUUAAAAAUAUGUUGCUUUAGUCCAGAACAUCUAAUCGUCUGGUCGGAAGCGGAAGAGACAGAGCUGGUAGACUAACGUUAUAGGGAGAACAUAGAAAUAACAGACCGGUAAACUAGCUGCUCAUUUUGCAAUUAAAACCUGUCCAUUAUAUUCGACAGUCGACUAUUCUGUGUCGAUCACCUUUCCGACUAGACUGAUCGUUGCUCUGUUGGUGCUGAGACCCAGCCAUGCGGGGGUUAAAGUCAGCGGUGCGGGGGCCCGGGGGGUGCGGGGGUCCGUGUGUGUACGAGGCGGUGCCAGACGGGGGCUGGGGCUGGGCGGUGGCAGUGGCCUUCUUCUUCGUUGAGGUGUUUACCUUCGGGACCAUCAAGUCUCUGGGGGUGUUCCUCCAGGACCUCAUGACAGAGUUUGGAGAGAGCAACAGCAGAGUAUCCUGGGUCAUCGCAAUCUGCAUCUUCAUCCUUACAUUCACAGCCCCUCUGUCCACGGUGCUCAGUAACCGGUUCGGUUACCGUCCUGUAGUGAUGUUGGGGGGUUCUCUGAUCAGUGUGGGAACCAUCAGCUCUGCCUUCGUCUCCUCCAUCUACGAGAUGUACGUCACCCUCGGCAUCGUCUCGGGUCUGGGGUACUGCCUGGCCUUCCUCCCCACUGUCACCCUGCUGUCUCAGUACUUCAACAGAAGGAGAUCCCUGGUCAUCGCCCUGGCCUCCUCAGGGGAGUCCUUUGCCAUGUUUGCCUUUGCACCAGCCUUCAUGGCCUUGAAGGAGGUAAUCGGCUGGCGCCACUGCCUCAUCGUCAUCGGCAUCAUGCAGACCUCCGUGAUUGGCUGCGGCGCUCUGCUUCGACCAAUAAUCAUCAGGCAUAACCAGGAAGUGUCAUUGGAGUUGUCCAAUAAGAGGAAGCUGUCCGUUAAGCUGCAGACGGUCUACGAGCUGGAGAAUGAGGAUACCCAGACCAACGUUAGCUCCGGGGAGUCUGAGGAGUCAGGGGAUUCUGGGGUCACCUCUCUGUCCGCAUCAAGUGCUGACCUCCGGGCCACCACAGCCACACAGGACCCCUCUGAGACCUGGGCCCUCAUGGAGGACCAGGGGGAGAAGAACCAGGGGGGACAGACAACCCUUGGAACCCCACUGAAGCAGCUGGAGGCUGGGGAGAAAGAGCAGGGUGAGGUGGGUCCCCUGGUCCAACCCGCCAGACCUAAACUCUUAGACUUCUCGGUGUUAAAAGAUGGAGCGUUCAUCUGCUACUCUCUGUUCGGCCUCUUCGCCACGCUGGGGUUCUUCGCCCCUUCGCUUUACAUCAUAGAGCUCAGUAAGAGCCGUGGCGUCCACACCGAAAAGGCUGCCUACAUGCUCUCCGUAAUGGCGGUGUCUGAGGUCUGCGGGCGCCUGUCCAUCGGGGUCAUUUUAAACAAGGUGCGGAUGCGUAAGACCCAGGUGCUUCUGGGAUGUGUAGUUCUGCUGUGUCUGGUGCUGUUAGUCUUCACCCUGGUGACUGAGUUCUGGGGCCUGGCAGCCUGCUGCUGUCUCUAUGGCUUCCUGAUGGGCACUGUGGGCUCUACACACAUCCCCAUGCUGGCAGAGGACGACGUGGUGGGCAUAGAGAGGAUGCCCUCGUCCGUGGGGGUCUAUGUGUGUAUACAGAGCUUUGCUGGGCUGGCCGGACCACCGCUGGGAGGCCUGUUGGUGGAUAUGACCCAGAACUACGGCUCAGCCUUCUACUCCUGUGCUGUGGGAAUGGGCCUGGGCGCCAUCUUCCUCGCCAUGGUGGGACCUGCCAAGUCCGGCCUCUGCCACCGCGGGAAGACGAGAAAACAGAAGGAGGAGAAAGAAGGAGAGGAGGAGGAGAGGAGAGGAGGAGAGGAGGAGGAGAGGAGAGGUGGAGAGGAGGAGGAGAAGGUUUCUCAGGACAGUGGAUCAACAGAUUAUCUAGACGUUGAUGUGGUUAUGGAGACCAGUCCGGCUAAAUGGUCCCUAAAACAGGAGACCAACGCGGUCUGAACAUGGUUGAAUAGCUAAGACAGAACCACAACCAGGUCUCCUUUGGAAAACAAGUAUUCUGAACUCAAUGGGACUACCUGGUUAAAUAAAGGUUAAAUAAAUAAAAAUACAUGACAUUGUUUUGCCGACCAGCGCCAAACUGACCGACCAAGGAGGACCUUGACCACUAGAUACUCACAGGUGGUUAAAAUGGAGAAGAAACGCCAAACAAAGUAGCAAAUAAGAGAACACACACUGUCAACAUGUUACUGAGAGACUGAGUGCUGGACAAACACCUCUGUGCUACAGAAUGUACACACACACAGCUUUGACCUGUUUGCCCUCUCAGAUGUCAUACGCAUACACUUGCAUUGCAGCGGAAAACUGUCUUAGGUGUAUUCCUAAUGACCAAGUCUCUCUCCUCAGAGAGUCAACCAAACUACAUGCAUGGCUGAGACACAGGCUUUUACCAUUAUUACUGCUCUGUCAGUAGUUAUAACCAUGAUGUGACCUCUCUGUUCAUAGUUAUAACCAUGAUAUGACCUCUGUUCAGUUAUAACCAUGAUAUGACCUCUCUGUUCAUAGUUAUAACCAUGAUAUGACCUUUCUGUUCAUAGUUAUAACCAUGAUAUGACCGCUCUGUUCAGUUGUAACCAUGAUAUGACCUCUGUCUUUAUAUUGAUUACUAUUAUUAUGGUUGUAUCUGAAUGACAGUACUGUUAUCCCAACACAAUACUACCACAGUAUUCUACACAGCCUGUACACAAUGUUUUUCUCAACAGUCUACUUCAUGUACCUAUGUAAUGUAUAAAUGUAAUAUACAUUUACCAAAUAAGGCUAUAGGUGAAACUAAGAUUUAUGGAUUACAGUGUGAAUUACUAGUUGUUUCAGUUAUGUGGAUCACUACUUUACUUGUCAAUCAAUCAAACAAAGCUUUUAUUUAUAUUGUGUUAACUUUUUUAAAUUAUAAAAAUGCAUUUGACGAAGUGCUUGCAGCAAGUAAAGUUGACAGUGACAAGACAAAACAUCCUAGGUAGGUAGUGGUGGAGAUUUGACUACAAAAUAGUUGAUUCCUCGACUCCUUCAUCAUCGACUCCAAAACAUCCUGGAGUCUCUCACCACUAUAUCGAUCUUCCUCAGACUGGCCUAGAUGCCCUACUCCAAGACCUCACUCAGACCUCCUCUAACACCAGAUAGCAGAUCAAUGACUAUGACCGCACUAUGACUUCUGCUGUUAUAAACACAUUUAUCAGUCAACUAUAUUUAUUAUUAUUGAUUACUUUCUUCUUUAGUUUUUAAUUUUUUCAUGGAGAGAAAUGUAAAGCCCGUCUAUGCUGUAACACUCACUGCUGAUCAUGUUUUUCAAUUGAUUAAAUGUAUUUUGUUUAUAACAAAUGAA
Messenger RNA from Coregonus clupeaformis (lake whitefish), 3569 nucleotides. RefSeq names its product monocarboxylate transporter 7. Gene Ontology annotation, biological process: transmembrane transport; monocarboxylic acid transport. The record is from RefSeq and is a predicted model, not a curated record. The coding region runs from base 419 to 2191 and encodes 590 amino acids. Gene Ontology annotation, molecular function: monocarboxylic acid transmembrane transporter activity. The transcript has 6 exons. Lineage: Eukaryota; Metazoa; Chordata; Actinopteri; Salmoniformes; Salmonidae.